Molecule: messenger RNA, 2757 nt
Organism: Astyanax mexicanus (Mexican tetra)
Lineage: Eukaryota; Metazoa; Chordata; Actinopteri; Characiformes; Acestrorhamphidae
Gene: snx20
Product: sorting nexin 20
Exons: 4
Coding region: 723-1658 (311 amino acids)
Biological process (GO): protein transport
Cellular component (GO): early endosome membrane
Molecular function (GO): phosphatidylinositol phosphate binding
Source: RefSeq, a predicted model, not a curated record
GCAUAAUAUUAAUGAAUAUUUGUUUAGGAGAUAUUUUCUUGUCUUUAAAACGCUUAAUAAAAGACUGUAUAACGAUAAUGGAUUGAGCAAUAUUCAUCUGUCAACAGCCCAAUCUGCUUCUACUACUAAUGUGAAGAACCGCACACACGUGUCUGCAUGUGUUUACAGUGAAGGCCUUUCUAGACAGAUGCUUAUCUGAACUUCGCUUGUGAGGAAAAUUACUGUAAACAUCCCCAUCUAGUGGACAGCAGUGAUAAUCUGAGUUUAAAACAGAGAUAAUAAAUAAAUCAAUGUAGUACCACAAAUCUCUCAUUUUACUUAUGUUUUUGUCCUAAUUUUGACACUGUGGAGUUUUUUUGUAUGCAAACCAGUGUGUGAUAUAUGGAGUGAUUUGUGAAAGCUGAGAAGAGCACAGACACUCCCUCUUUUAGGUUUCAGUUCCUCCUUUCAGUUAGGUUUCAUGCCUAAUUUCAGCAUUUGCCAAGGAGACAUUUAAGCUUUACACAAGGACUUGUCUAGUAGACAUUAUAUACAUAUAGUAUAACAAUUGUAAUUUUGUGAAAUGUGGGUUUAUAUGAGUCAUUUUAUGUAGAUGUAGUAACUGCAGCAGGGGACUCUUGGGGCCUACAGAAUGAGGGAAGCAGUCACCAUGGGCAUGAGCCAACAUUUCUACACACAGAGUGCAGCUCCGGUCACUCAAGUCACUGUCUGGUGAAUUGAGCAUGGAUUCUUCAGAGGCCCGUCUACUAGACCUGAGGACUGGUGAUGAAAGAGGAACCAGCACCACUCAUCCUAAAGAGUCUGAGCAUCAUCAAGAAACAUCAGUUGAUACUGGUCUGGAGGCAUCUCCAGGCUUCAGUGCCUCCUGUCUGACCACAGCGGAGCUUCAGCAGCACUGGAGGGCCGUGAAACAGGAGAUCAGAUGUAUUAAACUGCUGUUUGAGAUCCCCUCUACACGCACCAUCGAGCAAGCCACCUCUAGAUAUGUGGUGUACAAAAUAGUGGUGAUCAGAUCAGGCAGUUAUGACGGUGAGCGGGUGGCCAUUGAACGUCGCUACUCAGACUUCCUCCAUCUCCACCAUCAGCUGCUUCAGGACUUCAGCGAGGAACUAGAAGACAUCUCCCUUCCCAGGAAGAAACUGGUGGGAAACUUCUCAGAGGAGAACAUUGCUGAGAGACGUGUGGCCCUGUGUGAUUACCUGACCCAGCUCUACUCCCUGCGCUAUAUCCGCCGCUCACCUGCUUUCAUAGCAUUCUUCACCCACUCUGAGCUGAAGGCUGCCCAUGAUCUGCUCCGGGGAGGUCGCUUCUCCCAAGCCCUUGAGAUCCUACAGAGCGCUUUAGUGCUCCAAGAAAAGCUGUCCACCCAUGAUGCCACUCUGCUGGUGCCUACCCUGUGUGCACUGGUGGUAUGCCAGAGGGACCUGCAGGAUUUUCAUGCUGCUUUUAAGACUGGCCACAGGGCACUGCCAGCAGUGAGACGCUACGGCCUAAGCAAGUAUCGAGCCCCUCUGCUGGAAGCCAUGGUGGAUCUUGGGUAUAAGAUGGAGCAACCCGUGGCCCAGCUACAAGCAGAACUUAUUAAAGUUCAAAACUCACCACGUGAACAAAUAUCACUAGUGUCACUAAAAGAGCUUGUGGUGCAAGAGUUUACAUGAUUCCAAAGAUUUAUAAUGGAAAAAAAUGCUAUUGAUACUGACUUUCACUUUGUAUAUUUUUGUGUUUUUCUUGAGAUACAAAAUCUACAGAAUAUGAAGUUUGGGGGAGCCAGAAAAGAUUAAAAGGUUUUUAUCAUUAUUAAUUAGUUAUUAAUUAUUCAAAGCAACAAGGGAUCAUUGCUCAAAUCAACUGCUCAUACCACACAAAUAGAUUUUUUGAUGUUUCUGCAUAUAGCAGUUAUUUAUCACUCAUAGUCUCUUAUUUUCUGAUCAAAGAUUUAUUUUAUUUUUAUAGUGUGCUUAUGACUUUUAUACUUUGUUAUAUAUUGUUAUUUAUAUAAAUACAAGGUCAGAGUCAACAAGGUUAUAGACUAAACUUGGAUAUAAUCAUAAAAUCACUUGCUAUUGAUAAAAAACAGAUUUUUUUUUUUUUACUUUAAGUUAAGUUAAAGUUUAAUUGGUAGCGCCAUGCUCAAUUAUGUACAUGUACAUUUCAGGUAUCAAAAAGAUGGAAAGAUUUGGGAAUUUUCCAUACUGUCUGACGGCCAGUCCAAGACGGUUGACCAUCAAACAGUAUGUUUUUGGCUUAAUAAACAGCUAGUCUUCAAAGCAUGAUCAACUUAAAAAAGCUAGAACAUCAGUAUAACCAAGUGUGAACAGCUUAGACUUGUGUGACCAGCAAGAACAAAAUCAAAGGCGGCAUACACUGGUCAAGAGCUGGGUAACACACAGACAUACAUACAUACAUACAUACAUACAUACAUACAUAGAGUACCAUUCAAAAGUGUGGAUACACAUUCGUAUUAAUAUUUGUUGUUUAUUUGUAUUAUUUACUACAUUGUAGAUUCAUAUUAAAGCAUAAAAACUAUGAUAAAAAUAUGAGGGAAGCCAUAUGUAGUUAGGUAGUAGACAAAAAAGUGUUUGGCCCAACACACCCAAAAAAUCAAAAGGUGCUGCUUUGAUUAAGUAUAAAAUAUAUUUUGUCAUGUUUAACAAUUUUCUUGAUGGGGUAUGUGUUUCUUUAAUCUUUGAAGUCUUCAAAAUAAAUCUAUAAUGUAGAAAAUAAUACUUUUGACUUGUUUUUUAUUCAAUUUUCACC